Molecule: messenger RNA, 1288 nt
Organism: Cokeromyces recurvatus
Lineage: Eukaryota; Fungi; Mucoromycota; Mucoromycetes; Mucorales; Mucoraceae
Product: P-loop containing nucleoside triphosphate hydrolase protein
Exons: 6
Coding region: 57-1178 (373 amino acids)
Cellular component (GO): mitochondrial outer membrane
Molecular function (GO): ATP hydrolysis activity; ATP binding
Source: RefSeq, a predicted model, not a curated record
AGUCACUAUUUUUUUCUCACGUGAACAUACUAUUUCUUUCCUUCUUUCAAGUAAAAAUGUUUAAAUCUUGGUUGCAGCGUCCAGAAACAAAAAAAUAUGCAGCAGAUGUUGCUGUAUUUGCAUUAUCCCAAGUUGCAGUUUAUUUUGCUUUCAAGUUCAUCAUCGGUUCUUUAGAUCCUACAAAGUCAAAAAAACAAGAAGCAAAAGCGAAGAGUAAUCGAGUACUUGGAAAACUUGGAGUUAAAGAUUUGAAAUUAACAGAAUAUGAACAAAUUAUUGCUGCUGAAGUUAUUCAUUCAGAUGAAAUUAGUGUCAAUUUCAAACAAAUUGGAGGGCUUGAUCACAUCAUUCAAGAUCUUCGUGAAAGUGUCAUUUAUCCUCUAUGCUACCCAGGACUCUUCACUUCUGCUUCUGGUCUUUUAGGAGCCCCUCGAGGUGUCCUCCUUUAUGGUCCACCCGGCUGCGGUAAAACAAUGUUAGCUAAAGCCCUUGCAAAAGAAAGUGGUGCUACAUUUAUCAACAUUCAUGUAUCGACCUUAACUGAUAAAUAUUACGGCGAAUCUAAUAAGUUAGUAGCAGCUGUCUUCACGUUAGCUAAAAAACUUCAGCCUGCUAUUGUCUUUAUUGAUGAAAUUGACUCAUUUUUACGAGAGAGACGUAGUACAGAUCAUGAAACGACAGGUAUGAUGAAGGCAGAAUUCAUGUCACUUUGGGAUGGCUUGACAACAGCUGAAAAUAGUCGUAUUGUUAUUUUGGGAGCAACGAAUCGACCUAAUGAUAUUGACUCUGCUAUUCUGAGAAGAAUGCCCAAGAGGUUUUCAGUAAGAUUACCAAGCGAGUCACAAAGAAGAAGUAUUCUAGAGCUUCUUUUAAAGGAUAUAGAUUUAGCACCUGAUUUUAAUAUGACAGAAUUAGUACAGAGAACGGCAGGCUUAUCAGGAAGUGAUUUAAAGGAACUUUGUAGAAAUGCAGCCAUGAUUCCCAUACGUGAAUAUGUUAGAUCUAUUCAACCAGUUACAAAGAAUCAAGACGCAUCACAGGACUUGGUUCAUCUCGAUAUGAAUACGAAAAUUCAUACAAGACCAUUAUGUAUACAAGAUUUUUAUGCUUUUGAUGCUACUAAUGAAAAGACAUAUAGUCAAAAUUUUGAAACACCAGAACAAGAAAAUCUUGAUUAAGUUUAUAUUAUCCUUAGAUGAUGUAUAUAAUAAUAAUAAUAAAUUUAUAAUAUCUGCUGCAGAAUUAUUAAAAAAAAACAGGGGCAAAAACAUAAUAAUGUAGAUUGAAU